CUUGAAGAACUCACUGAGAAAUGCCAGGAUCUCAUUGGCAAAUCCGACUUCCAAGAAGCGUAUAAGCUGCUCAAGAGAAACCAAUCACCUUACCAAAGAGAUGCUCAGUUCUUACAACUUUUCGGAGAAGUGUGCUUAGAAUUGGGUAAAGUUGACAAGGCGUACGAGAAGUUCACGCAGGCGGUGGAAUUGGACCCUGAAGGGUUACACGGUGGUGAGAAGUUUCUCUACCUGGGACAGAUCAUUGGGGGUGUUAAAGGUCUAGAACUCAUAGAUAGAGGUGUGUCCGUGUUAUCGCAGGACUCGAAGGCCAACCUCAAGAGAUUGACACAAGGCCUGUUUGCUGAAAUCGAGAUUUGGAUGACUGAUCUAUGUAUGCUGCCGGAGGCUGAAUCCAAAUGUGAUGAGUUGAUCACCCAAUGUCUUGAGUUGGACUCAAAUAACCCAGAGACCUGGAGUUUAAUGGCUAACAUCAGGAUUUCACAACAGAGGGACGAAGAGGCCAUUGAGGCUGUUAACAAGUCGUGGAUCCUGUUCAAGUCUAAGAAGGAGGGUUUGGAGAAGGAGCCAGGCUUCAACGUUGAAUAUCUGGAGCUGGUUCAGCCUUUGAUCUCACUUGCAAAGAUCUCCAUUGAACUGUCGCUGUUUGAGCUCACGAUGGAUGUACUCGCGUCCAUACGUGACAUCGAUAGCGAUAACGUUGAGAGUUACUACUUGGAAGGUUUUGCUAAUUAUCUGUACAUUAAAAAGACCCAAUAUUUUAAG
This is a messenger RNA of Williopsis jadinii, 765 nucleotides long. It is a transcript of the gene ACL4, whose product is annotated as Acl4p. The record is from RefSeq and is a predicted model, not a curated record. The transcript has a single exon. NCBI's taxonomy places the organism in Eukaryota, Fungi, Ascomycota, Saccharomycetes, Phaffomycetales, Wickerhamomycetaceae. Gene Ontology annotation, molecular function: protein binding. The annotation marks the transcript as partial.